Messenger RNA from Alosa alosa (allis shad), 1180 nucleotides. RefSeq names its product adrenomedullin a (gene adma). Gene Ontology annotation, cellular component: extracellular region. Lineage: Eukaryota; Metazoa; Chordata; Actinopteri; Clupeiformes; Clupeidae. The record is from RefSeq and is a predicted model, not a curated record. The coding region runs from base 211 to 747 and encodes 178 amino acids. Gene Ontology annotation, molecular function: adrenomedullin receptor binding; hormone activity. The transcript is spliced from 4 exons. Gene Ontology annotation, biological process: positive regulation of heart rate; regulation of systemic arterial blood pressure; adenylate cyclase-activating G protein-coupled receptor signaling pathway.
GCGGUGUCGGGUGGCGGGACCAUCACACAGUUGGAGUCACUGCUGUGGAUUAACACUCAACUCUCCACACACACUCAACUCUCCACACACACAACUCUCCACACACACGCAAAUAGAGACACACACACACACACACUGGACAGAGAGACGGACAGACUGAAUCGCCUUCCCUUCUCUACCCCUCUUCUGCAGAACACAGGUCAUCCAGUCAUGAGUAUCCUGGUUUGGUGUGUGUUGAGCUGCUUUGGUGUGCUGACAUCAGCGAGGCCCCUAAUGGAUACAGCCGAAACCGCAUCGCACAGCGUGCCUGCACUGAGUGGAAGCAGAGAGCCUGAUGCAAGCGUGAGCGUGACCAAUCAGAGGCCAGGAGAGAUGCUGCCAUUUGUCAGAGCGCAAGACAUCAGAGACGCCCUCCUCCGCGCCCGCACCAGCUCCCUGGUGGUCAGACGGUUGCGGCGCUCCAACUCCAAGCCAGCGGUGAGCCAGUCGCGGCGCGGCGGCUGUUCCCUGGGCACAUGCACGGUGCACGACCUGGCGCACCGCCUCAACCAGCUCAACAACCGGCUCAAGAUCACGCAGGCGCCGCUGGACAAGAUCUCCCCCCAGGGCUACGGCCGUCGCCGCCGCGCCCUACACACACACACACACACACUGCAGCGCAGCACGCGGGCCCUCCCCACACACACACUCACACUGCGCAGGAGGGGUCUACAACCAGUCUGGACCAGCACGCUCACACACACCUGAACCGCACACACCCUUGAGUUACACACACACACACACACACACACACAUGGCAUAGGACUAUAGGCUGCACCUGCCAGCCACCAGCUUCAACAGCUGCCAAGAGACGGUGAGAGAGAGAGAGAGAGAGAGAGAGAUGGAGGGAUGAAGAGAGAGAGAGAGACAAACAGAGAUGUAAAAAAGAGACUUCGUCAGUGUGAGAGAAGAGGAGGAGGAACUCUCUCUCUCUCUGUCAAAAACAACAGCUGAACCAUCUCAAAAGAGACUGGGAGAAAAAGAGAGAAGAGAGAGAGAGAGAAGAGAGAGGGGAGAACGAGCUGUAACAGUAGUGGAGCUGGAACAGUAAAGCCCUCUCUGCUGAUCUCCUGCCAGGACUGACUGACCAGCAGACAUCUGGUGCUCUUGCACCCCUGCACCCCUCAGCACUCCCCCCAGA